AUCAUUGUUUGCUUGUGCUGCGAGUGCGACCUGUCUUCCAGUUUGUUGCAUCGAAAUCCUGUUUCCGAAAAUGAUUCCCAGGAGAAAGCACAAGCCACGGGCUAGCCCAAAUCCAACGCUCUAUAUUUCUUCCUCCUCGUGCUCUUUCUUGAUUUGCACAUGGACAGUGACUUGCGUUGCCAGCAAAGAGCCAUCCUGCUAGGCCUUUUGCCAACAUCUCCGUAGAUCACAUACCAGAGCAGGUAGACAGAAGAAUGGAGAGGAAGAAGAAGGGGUGGUUCGAGCGCAUCAAGAGGCUCUUCAUCUCCGAGCCCAAGCAGAAACCCAAGCCAGACAAGAAGGUGAAGAGCAAGAGAUGGCUGGUGGGGAAGCUCAAGACCCAGCACUCGUUUGCCCUGCCAGCUCCGGAGCCGGAGCCGGAGCCGGCGACGGAUCAGAUUCAGAUAAGGCAGGCGGAGGAAGAGCAGAGCAAGCACGCGGUGGCGGUCGCGCUCGCCACAGCGGCGGCCGCAGAGGCGGCCGUCGCGGCCGCCCACGCGGCCGCGGAGGUGGUCCGCCUCACAGGGCCGCCCUCGCCGGCGCCGACGCGUGAGCGUGACCCCACGUAUUCCGGCCACGAACUGUUCGCCGCCGUCGCGAUCCAGUCAGCGUACCGUGGAUACCUCGCGCGGAGGGCACUGCGCGCGCUCAAGGGCCUGGUGAGGCUGCAGGCGGUGAUCCGCGGGCAGGCGGUGCGGCGGCAGACGGCGGCGACGCUGCGGGGCCUCGAGUCGCUGGUGAAGAUCCAGGCCCGGCAGCGGGCCAGGGCCGACGUCGAGCACGAGCACGAGCACGGCGGCGACGGCAUGGACGCCCUGCUGAGGAGAGGCCGGGAGCUGUACGCGGCCGCGCUGCAGGAGCAGCAGCAGAACAGCAGGGGGUGGGACGGCAGCACCCUCUCCAAGGAAGAGAUGGGCGCCGUGAUGAGGAGCAGGGAGGAAGCCGCCAUCAAGCGCGUGCGCGCGCUGCAGUACGCCUCCAUCCAAAACGAGAAGAUCGGCAUCAGGAGGCAGCCCAUGUCCAGGGACGAGAUGGAGACGCUCAACCAGCGCUGGAGCUGGCUGGAGGAGUGGGUCGGCUCGCAGCCGUUCGACAAGGACGUGGCCAUAGACGUGAUCACCCACCCCCACCCGCCGCCGCCUCGCUCCAGGGACUCCCUCACCUGCCUCGAGGACGACGACCACGACGAUGACGGCUACGGCAGGCGGCUCGGCUACUCGUCCAGGCGGUCCUUCGGCCGCGCCCGGCGCACGCCAGGGAGGGGCGACGACGGACUGCAGGCCUGCUCGCCGGCGGCGGCGUUCCCGGGGUACAUGGCGUCCACGGCGUCCGCCAAGGCCAAGUUCCGGUCCAUGAGCACGCCCAAGGAGCGCUUCGCCGUGCCAUCCGACGCGUACUCGGAGCAGUGCUUCCCGUCCUUCGCCGACCGCCUCAUGUCACCGAUCCCGUCCAUGUCGCCGAUGCCGUCCAUCGCCAGCGACAUGGGCUUUGCUCGCUCCAGCAGGCCGCCGGUUGCGCAGCGGUCGCCGCGUGUCAAGGCGGGCCCAAUGACGCCGUCGAGGACCCGCUCCAGGAGGUCCCCGAGCCGCCACAGCUUCGGCUCCGAAGCCGCGCUGCACCAGAUGCAGAUGGAGCAUUACACCCCUAUUCGCUAGACACAAAACAAACUUCUUUGUAAUGUGGCCAACGCUGCCUUGUUUGGCGGGCAUGCUCUCGCUGGGUCUGACCAUGGAAACCUUCUCAAACUGACUGUGCUUGCGAUAAGGAUAAUGCAAUAUGGAUCUGCAAACUUUCCAAAUGA
Molecule: messenger RNA, 1840 nt
Organism: Hordeum vulgare subsp. vulgare (domesticated barley)
Lineage: Eukaryota; Viridiplantae; Streptophyta; Magnoliopsida; Poales; Poaceae
Product: protein IQ-DOMAIN 12-like
Exons: 6
Coding region: 255-1694 (479 amino acids)
Molecular function (GO): protein binding
Source: RefSeq, a predicted model, not a curated record